UGGGAAGCCGCAGCUUCCGGUCAUAGUCAAAAGGGUAGAAGGUGGAAGAAGUUCUGUUGAUCUUCUGUCGCUGAGGUACAUUGGGGAAUAGCAAGAAAGGAAGAGAACCAUGGGAAGAGAAGGACAAGGAAAUGAGAAACUGAGUUCACUAUGUGUUAUGGAUGCUCUUUUGUGCUAUAGCUAUCAUGUGAUGAUCUAAAUGAAUUGCUGGAGGAGGGGAGAUGCUAUCAACUGUGGAAAACGGGCUAGACCCUAAAGCACCUAUUCCGGUGAUUAAGAAGAAGCUGGUGGGGUCUGUGAAGGCAUUGCAGAAACAGUAUGCGGCCUCUGAUGCUGUGGUCACCAGCGAGGAUGGAGAAGCCAAUGUCAUGUGCAGUGCCCUGGAGGCCGUGUUCAUCCACGGCCUGCAAGCCAAGUACAUCAAGGCUGAUGCUGGAGGAAAGAGGAAGAAAAAAGGUGGCCAGACCCCUCUGCCACAGCCAGCUUUCUGGCCUCUCCUGAAAACCAUUACUCACAGAAACACAAUCACUGAUUUAGAGCAUUUGACCUUCAUCAAUACAGAUGUUGGUCGUUGCAGGGCCUGGCUGCGGCUGGCUCUGAAUGAUGGGCUGAUGGAAUGCUACCUUAAGUUGCUGCUACAGGAGAAGUCACAGCUUUGUAAGUACUAUCAGCCAACGGCCUUGCUACUAGACCCUGAGGAAAGUGAGAUCUUUCUCAGCUUAUUACAAGGAUUGACUUCCUUGUCCUUUGAACUCUCCUAUAAGUCUGCCAUCUUAAAUGAGUGGACCCUCACACCACUGGCACUGUCUGGCCUUUGCCCACUGUCAGAGCUGGAUUCUCCUCCUGGAGGUGCAGAAUUGCACCGAAAGAAGUCUCUGGAUUCCAUUUCUCAGUCUUCCGGUUCUGAAGAUAUUGAGGUCCAGCACUCAAGCAGUAAGAUUAGAUGUGGUAUGAAGCUUACUUCGUCCUCUCUCAGCCUCAACACGGCCAGCUCUUCUCAGUUAUCCUGCAGCCUGAAUUCAGACAGUUGCCUCCAUCAAGAGAAUGGUGCCAGGAGCCCUGCCCGCUCUGAGGAUCCCAUGUCCUGUGACUCAGACCUAGGGACUGCGAAUACCUUUGAUUCAGACAGGUCUUUGCAAGACACUACAGCACUUCUGCAUUUGGAUGGAUCUUCAGGACUACUUACUGCCCCAAGAUGCCCUUUGGAUAUCACCCACAAGCAAGUGCCAAUAUCCUUGAUUUCAAGUGCUCUGAGGUUGCCUCAGCCCUUUUUGAUUGACAUUGAUCAUGCAGGCAGGAGUUCAUCCCUGCAGCUUCAUAGUCCUAAGGAUGAGACACAUACAUCCUGUGUAUCCAAUGGCCAGGAGACAAGUGGGGAGCACGACAGCUCGGAGAUAGAUUAUUACCUUGCUUCAUCCGCACCCUCUCCAGAAAGCAAAAGCUGGAUCUCAGAAGAUGAUUUCUAUCGGCCUUCCCCUGAGAGAGUCCCAGAUAGUGCUUCAGAAUUCUCUGGGAGAGGGACCCCAGAGACAAGAUCUUCUGACAUCCACAGUCUUGCUUCUGAAGAGCCAGUGAAGAACCACAUUAUGGGCCCCUCAGAUCAAGCUUGUAUGCCUUCCUUGGAAGUCCGGCCAACCAAGCCAAUCUCUGAUCCAGAGUACAAACACUUCUGGGUGGUCCAUCGAAGACAGAUAGGGCUCUACAACCCAUUCAGGGGCCUCAUAAAGCUGGGCACUCUGGAACGACGUGGGGCCAUGGGCAUCUGGAAGGAGUUUUUCUGUGAGCUGGCCCCACUCGAGUUCCGCCUGUAUUUGAAUGAUGAGGACCGUGAGUGUGUAGAGAACUGCUCCCUUCUUCGAUGUGAGUCUGUGGGGCCAGCCCAGAGUGAUGGGCGCUUUGAGGUGGUGUUCUCCAACAAGAAGCUGACCCUGCGUGCUCCCUGCCAGGAUGAGGCUGAGGAUUGGUUGGACCGGCUGCAUGAAGCACUGCAGAAAUGCCGGCCUCAGCAAGAGCAAGAAUGGGAAACCCUCCAGCCCCCAGACCCACAGGAAGAGCUGGAGCAUCCCCAGGGCAGCUCCUUUAGCCAAUGUAUCCCAGCCUUCCAGGAGGAAGCAUCUUUAGGUGGCCAUUUUGAUUGGCCAUUUCCAUUGAUGCCUGAACUAGAUGCUAUUAAAGAAUCCAUUCUUUAUAUGCAUACAGAGAAGACCUGGACUCCCUUAAUUUUUUCCUUGUCUUUAGAAUCUCUAAAAUGUUUUAAAAUGAGAAACAAUGAAAAGAUAUUAAGUGAUAGCCAUGGAAUUGAGACAAUACGAGAUAUUCUCCCUGACACAAGUCUGGGAAGCCCAGCUUUCUUUAAAAUUAUCACAGCCAAAGCUACCUUGAAACUAAAGGCUCAAAAUGCAGAGGAGGCAACAGCCUGGAGAGAGCUUGUACGAAAAGUCUUAACAUCUUAUCUGGAAACAGCAGAAGAGGCAUUGACCCUUGGUGGAAGUCUAGAUGAAAAUUCCCAAGAAAUCUUGAAGUAUACAACAGGGAAAAAUGGCUUUCUGUUGCAGUACUUGGUGGCCAUCCCCACAGAGAAAGGACUGGAUUCCCAGAGCUUCUUUUGCGCAGGCUGCUCCAGACAGAUUGGAUUCUCAUUUGUGAGACCCAAGCUCUGUGCCUUCUCUGGCCUCUAUUACUGUGAUAUCUGCCACCAAGAUGACAGUUCAGUGAUUCCAGCCAGGCUCAUCCACAACUGGGACCUCACUAAACGCACCGUUUGCCGCCAGGCCCUCAAGUUCCUAAUCCAAAUCCGGAACCAGCCCCUCAUCAACCUACAGCUGGUGAAUAAGUCUCUUUAUGACCAUGUGGAGCGGAUGAACCAUAUCUGGAGAAGCCGGGAGCAGCUUAAGCUCCUUGGAGACUACCUGAUCUUGUGCCGAAGUGGGGCCCUGAAAGAACUCAGCAAACGCCUCAACCACCGAAACUAUCUCUUAGAGUCUCCUCACAAGUACAGUGUUGCUGACCUCCAGCAGAUAGCUGAUGGCAGUUUUGAGGUUUUCCUGCAGGAUCUAAUCCAAUAUGCUUCCCAGCAUGUCUAUCACUGUGACCUGUGCACCCAGCGGGGCUUCAUCUGCCAAAUCUGCCAUCAUAAUGGCAUCAUCUUCCCUUUUGAGUUUGAUACCACAACACGGUGCAGAGAGUGCAAAACUGUCUUCCAUAGUAGCUGCCAGACCCAGAUGAAGAAUGGGUGUCCCCGCUGUGCCCGCAGAAAAAAGUAUCAGGAGCAAAGUCUUUAUACCUAACAUUUUUCCAUUAGCCUUGUGUGCUUCUCUACCUCAGGCCAUCAGGGACAAGAAGACAUAGGUUUAACAUUCAAAUGCCCUUCUAUCAGGGAAGUGUGUGCAGAUUAAGGGUGGAAGAAGUAGCAUCAUCCAUUUCCCCCCUUCAACAUUGACUGAUGGGCUUCUCCAGGUGACUGCAGCAGUAGCCCCACCUGUCCAGCCCCUGGGACGUGAGCACCCUGAAAAAGCAAGAGAAGAGCAUUGGUCGUUUCAGAUAUAGGUCUUGAGAAGCUUGUGCUGCCAUGGAAUACCCCUAAAGACUCUGUUGCCUCUAUUUGCACUAAUCAGGUUCUGGCCUUUCCAGAUCUCCCUUUUCAGGGAUCUACACUUCACCUCACUUCACCUUACCUAAGUCAGCCAUUGGCACCCACUGUGGAAAUGAGAUUUAUGGACAUUCUGAAUUCUGCAUUACUGAUUAAAAGUUCUAGUUUUCUAAGGUAUAAUUGUUCUUUUCCUCCCUUUGAGUGGAAAAAAUAUUUUUUAUAUUUGAACUCUGCCCAAGCCACCUAAGAGAUCCAGUCCCACUCAUGAUGGAGUGGAAACACAGUGGCUGCUUGAAACGACAAAGAAGAUGGGGACGUAGCCCUGGGGGGCCCCGCUGAACUCCUAGAGCAACAUUGUGCCAAAAAGCCCCGAGUGCCUGGUGGUAGAAUCAGGGCCCAGGGAGAUGCUCAUCUUUUUCCUUUUUCCUCUCUCUCCUCAACUGAGAGUCCUGGCCCCCUUCUCUUGGGAGAGGAGCUUUGGUCUGUCUCAUCUGCCUCUCAGCUGGAGCCUAGUCCCAACUGGAGACCACCACAAACUGACUCAGAACCAGCACUAAAAGCACUUUCCACCUUCCACUGACCAGUGUCCUACUUCUCUUCCCCCACGGCCUCAAGCCGGGAGAGGCAGAGCUGGCGCAACCAGUCAGAGAGGUCUGGAGGAGCUUCCCAGGCUCCUUAACCUGCCUGUGACGGAGGGUGGCCCUUCCUCUGUUGGACAGCCAUGAUUGGCCACAGAGGCUCCUGCUGCUCUCCCACGCCCUUAGGUGCAACAGUGGCUUCUCCACCUGGCCCUAAAUCUGCAACGGCUCUGCUGGCAAGCAUCUGUGCCCAGCUGCCCCAUCGAAGGCUGAGCUGGGGGAAGAAUUUAUGGGCCAGCCCUGACUGCCCAGACAGAGCUCGCAACAAGUCUUGGGUUUAAAGGGAAAUUGAAUCUCAUCUUUAUAGGAAGCCAUUAUUUUACGAGACAUUUUUCAGCUCAUCCAUUAGGCAUUAUAAUAGACUAUAAACUUGUUCAUUAACAGAACUAGUAUUAGAACUGGGGGGCAGGAGUGUGCGUUUUUUCCUUCAAACAAAUGAGGUGCUUCUCCCCCAGUGGUUUCCGGUGACCCCUGUUUUCUUCCACCAGCUGGUAUGGCCCCCUGCAGAGCAGUCCCUCCUAGGGCUCCUUCCUUGGCCUGGAUGUCUGCAGGUAGGGCACAACAUGGCGUCUGAGGCAUAAGGUGGCUGUUACUGCUAGCACUGUCAGGGAUCUUCUCUUUGCCUCCCCUGCCCCCACCCAGAAGGUAGCUGCUGGGGCUGACUAAGCUACUGAGUCACUUGCCUAAGCCAGCAGAGCCGUCUGCAUUGUGCAAGAGAUGGAGGCAGAGUGGGUGUAGAGAGGCUUCUUCCAGGACUGCUCCCUGUUGCCACCUGCAGAUAGCCUAGUACCCAGGCUCUCUACAGCCUUUGGGAUGGUAACUGUGUCACCCAAAGCCAGAACCACCCAGAUGAUGACCACAAUUCAUUUAAAGCCUUAAUUGCCCCAGUUUUCCCAGUUGAUUGGCCCUGUAUCUGUUUUUGUGGGGUGGAGGGGAGAAUAUGCGUGUGCUUGUACUGCUUAAUUUUCUCUGAGAUCCGUAUUUAGUGGGUCUUCCUUACCCUAUCCAGACAUGAACCAGUCCCCUCAUCACUGCCAUCUCCGGAUUUCUUUGCAUUUGUUUUUAACCCCUUCCAAAUGAGCCCCCAAAUUUUACAAGUGUUGAUUUAUUUCCUGUCUGGCUCAAACUGAAACCUAAAUGGAUUCUAAAUAGUGCCCAUGUGGGUUUUGUGUUUUUAAUUUUGUUUUAUACAAUAAACCAUUUCUUGUGAAUGGGCCUUUCUCCCUGA
Messenger RNA from Antechinus flavipes (yellow-footed antechinus), 5455 nucleotides. It is a transcript of the gene PLEKHM1, whose product is annotated as pleckstrin homology and RUN domain containing M1. Bases 222 to 3287 code for a protein of 1021 amino acids. The record is from RefSeq and is a predicted model, not a curated record. NCBI's taxonomy places the organism in Eukaryota, Metazoa, Chordata, Mammalia, Dasyuromorphia, Dasyuridae. The transcript has 12 exons.